AUAAGCUCAAAAUUUAUUGAUAAAAUGGCAUCACCUGUUUUGAAUAAAGUAAGAGAGAGAUUAUUCUUUUUAUCUCCAACAGUAUAAGCAGGUUGGGAACCUGAAUCAAAGAGAGAAGAUUUUGAAGAAUUAAAAAUACUUGGAUAAGGUAUUGAUAUAAUAUUAUAUUAAUUUAAUUAGGGGCAUUUGGUGUAGUAAAGAAAGUAACUCAUAAGAAAACUAAUAUUGUAUAUGCUAUAAAAAUAGUUGAAAAAAAUAUGUUAAAGAAAACAAAUAUGGUUGAGUAAAUGUAGAAUGAAGUAAAAAUAAUGUAUUCACUUAAUCAUCCUUAUAUUUUGAAGUUAUAUAAUCAUUUUGAGGAUGACAUUAAUGUUUAUCUAAUUUUAGAAUUUGUUGGUGGAGUAAAAUUAAAAAAUAAAUUAGGGAUAAUUAUAUGGAGUGUUAUGGAGAUAACCAUAAAAGAAAUUUGAUGAAAAAACUUCAGCUAAAUUUAUACUUUAAACAUGUCUUGCCUUAGAGAAUAUUCAUUCUAAAAAUAUAGUCCAUAGAGAUAUUAAACCAGAGAAUUUACUUUUAGAUGAAAAAUAAGAUAUUAAAUUGGCAGAUUUUGGUUGGUCUAAUUUCUUAAAGCCAAAUGAAAUAAGAUAAACAUUUUGUGGAACUUUAGAUUAUUUGGCUCCAGAAAUGUUAGAAAAAUCUAGAUAGCAUGAUCAUUUAGUUGAUAUUUGGGCAAUUGGUGUACUUUGUUUUGAAUUAUUAACUGGAUUAAGUCCGUUUGCUCCUUAAAUUAAUAUCAAUAAUGAAACAUUUGUUGAAAAAACUACUAAAGACAAUAUAAUAAAUUUAAGAUUUUAGUUUCCUCCUACAUUCCCACAUUUAGCAUAAGAUCUUAUCAAAAAAAUAUUAGUAAAAGAAACAGGAAAAAGAUUUUCUUGUUAAUAAAUUAAAGAACAUCAAUGGAUUAUUUGUAAAUACCAUAUUUAUUUAACAUAUAGAAAAUACAUAACAUGUUAAAAUUCCAACUUCUUUAACGGUUUAAUAAGAAAAAAAAAUAGUUAAAAAUCCAGAAAUUGAAAGUUUAUAAAAAGAUGGAAAAUUGGUUUUUACCAAAGACUAAAUCUAUAGUUUUUCUAGACCUGAUUCUGUAAUAUCAAAUUUAAUAAUAUUAAGAUUAUUAUCAAAGAUUUCUUAUAAGGUGAUAACUCUGGUAGUAAAUUAGUUGAAGCAUUAAAUAAUAAAAUGAAAGAAAAAGAUAUCAAAAUAUAAACUUUAGAAAUUGAAAAUUAAAAAAAAUAAUAAGAAAUUAAUGAACAUUUAUCAAUUAUUGAAUUAAUGAAAAAAUCUGGAUAAGUAAGUUAAGAAGCUUAAUCUAUGCAACAUAAAUUGAAGUUAUCAGAUGAAAGAUAUUCAAUCAUGAAAUAAUAAUAUGAAUAAUAAUUAUCAAAAAAUAUAGAAUUAGAGAAAAAAAUUAGAGAACUUGAAUCUCAAGUAUCUUUUAUAAUUUACUGAAUAGAAUAAUUAAAUAGAAUAUAUGAAACUCAAAAUGAAUAAAUAUAAAGAAGAGGCAGGAUAAUUCAAGGCAAGAGCACAAAAAGCAGAAGAAUAAAUUUAAUAAAUGAUUAUCUUAGGAAAUAAUGAAAAGGUUCAACUUUUGAUAUUAUUUCUUAGGAAUUUCAAGAAGUACCUAAAAAAGCAUCUAAUGUAGAUGAGAUCUUAAAAUAAUUAUAAAACAAAUAUGAUCCAAAAUCUUGA
Molecule: messenger RNA, 1752 nt
Organism: Paramecium sonneborni
Lineage: Eukaryota; Ciliophora; Oligohymenophorea; Peniculida; Parameciidae
Source: the annotation of a GenBank genome assembly